Anopheles arabiensis is the source of this 3746-nucleotide messenger RNA. Its product is annotated as transcription factor glial cells missing 2-like. The record is from RefSeq and is a predicted model, not a curated record. The transcript is spliced from 4 exons. The coding region runs from base 1323 to 3212 and encodes 629 amino acids. Gene Ontology annotation, molecular function: DNA-binding transcription activator activity, RNA polymerase II-specific; RNA polymerase II cis-regulatory region sequence-specific DNA binding. NCBI's taxonomy places the organism in Eukaryota, Metazoa, Arthropoda, Insecta, Diptera, Culicidae. Gene Ontology annotation, cellular component: nucleus. Gene Ontology annotation, biological process: regulation of transcription by RNA polymerase II; gliogenesis.
AAACCCGGAAGGAGCGAAAAGGAAGGCAGUACUGGAAACUGUCUCUAUGUAUGUGUAUGUCUACGGCCUACAUAACUGGUGACAAUGGAUUGGCUUUAAUUUGAUUUUGUCGAGCCACUCGUGCCGUCCUUCCCGGCAUCCCGCAAACGAAAAUUCUGCUGGUUCUGACCGCCUGAUCGGUUUCCAGGAUGGCUAGAAUAGAGCACAAAGUAAAAGAACUGAGAUUGUGACACUAAAUUGUCACCCUAAUGGAGGCCGUCACUCGGAAGUAAGCUCAAGGUUCCGAGGUCAGCCGUCAUCUUGAUCGUGAUAGAAUUAGAAGACAGCUCGAGCACCCGCACCAUUGGCACCAUCGAUGCCCUAAAGGUCAGCAGCUCCGGGGACAGGAAAUCGUACGUCGAUAAUUAAAACAUAAUGCAAUCUGCAGGAAUUGUUGGCUUGUGAAAAAAAGUAGCCCCCGGGACGCUGACAAAACAAUCUUUAAGACUUCAUCGCCAAGUGGCCUUAACGUACAUUUCCAUCAAGUACUUCUGUCGUGCGGCGAAGGACCGAAUCUCUCGGUACAGACGCCAUCUGAUUCGUUGAGCCGGUCCACACGGAGGGCGGAGCUACGCGAGCAUAAAUGCAUUGAAGUGGAACCAAUUCAUAGCCCAUCAAGAGAGCAUGGCACAGCAUACCAAGAGAAGCGAAGAGAGUCACCGCGGGGGUUUUAUGCUGCGCUAUGGUUUAUGCUAUAGGAAAAGAGUCAUAUUUAGGGGAAAAUAGAGAGCUUGAGAGAGCGACCCAUGAGGAAGCUUCUCAGUUAUGCUGUACACAUAGAAGCCUAGCGGGUCAUAGAGGUUCGCCGAGGAUGCAGUCUUCGAUCAGUUCACAUUGCGCACUCGACCCGGUAGGACGCGCGACCGCAAAGCCAAGGUUGAGUGAAUAUUUAACCAGUCGUCUGGACGGGAAUCGAGAAUGUUAUCGAGCGAUGUAGUAUAAUUUAAACGUGUCGUACAAUCAUCGAUCUAUGACGUGGUUUAGCAAUAAAGUUAAAACGGAACGUUGUGACGUGACUGUGAGAUUGUUUUGAUAUUCAUGGUGGAUUACAGAACAAACUGUACAAGAGAAGUGUGUUGUUCGUGCCGUACUUCAUUGAUUUAAUGUGGGCCGAAUACGAAGUGGACCAACGUCAACAAAACGAAAUUGAAUUAUUGUGCCCAAAAUUCAAUUGAUCCCUUUGGUUCAAGUUCUCGCGACCAAGUUGACGAUCGAGAGAGUGAUUGCGAAAACGGCGCAAGUUUAUUAAGACAUCAGCCCAAACUGACAGCGCAAAAGACAACAUGGUGAUUGUGCAAUCGAACGUGAUCAACUCGAGCGGUGGCGGUGGACAGCUCGGUAUGGACUGGGACAUUAACGAUCCCAGUGUACCGAUCGUGACGGAGUCAGACUAUUAUGCAUUUAACGAGUGGAGUGAUGGUCACUGUCGCUACAUCUAUCGAGGCACGAGCGAAGAGGCAAAGCGCCAUUCGUCCGGCUGGGCGAUGCGCAACACCAACAACCAUAACGUGAACAUCCUGAAGAAAAGCUGCCUGGGGGUGUUGGUCUGCUCGGCCGGCUGUAUCCUGCCGAACGGGGACAAAAUCCAUCUCCGGCCGGCCAUAUGCGAUAAGGCACGGCGCAAACAGCAAGGCAAGGCGUGUCCCAACAGAUUAUGCAUUGGAGGUAUUUUGGAGAUUCUUCCAUGCCGAGGACAUUGCGGCUAUCCGGUGACACACUUCUGGCGCCACACGCCACAUGCGAUAUUUUUCCAAGCCAAAGGGGUCCAUGACCAUCCGCGCCCCGAAGCGAAGUCAUCUGGUGAGACACGUCGUGUGUUGGGACUUGGACGGCGUGAGCGAGUACUUCGGACAGUGCAAUCAAAAAUGAACAAGAUUAAUGGGAUUAAACAGCCCAGGAAGUCUUCAAAGCAACAUUACACCAUCGCAAAAGCAACGAGCUACAGUUCCAUUUCCUCAAAUGAAGUCGUCAAGUCGCCGGACUCGUCCUUCGAAGACAGCAACUAUCAGAUGGAUUAUCUGACUGGAUCGUCUGCACCUAAUGGCUGUACCUAUAAUGUAAACCAUCAUCCUCCAGUACAACAGCAGACGCACCCGAUUCAGCAACAACAGCCACUACAAUGUCCACAAAACCCGCCGCAAGAUUACACACAGAACUGCUUUUACGAUACUAACUUCAUCCAUCCGGAGGAAAUCUUCCAACUGGACCAACCGCUGCGACCAAUAGCCAGUUCCGGCAACAAUAAGUACCAGUCACAGCAGCAUCCAAGCGGCCCACCCACCGGUAACAUGUUCGAUCUGGACCUUGGAGCGGACGGCAAGUCCUCCUACAGCGGUAAAAGUGACCAAUUUUCCACCUACCGUGGACCAGAGUACGCCACCACCGGCAUUGGACGGUACUUUGACUGCGUCAAGUACGAAAGCAAUACCGAUACGGACACGGCCAGCCUUACCAGCAGCGGGUGCUCGAGCGUGCUCGACGAUAUUGCGUACUACGCAAGUCCGCAGGUCGAUUAUCAGAACAACAACCACACCAAUAACAACUCCCUUGCACAACUGGACAUGAACAAGAUCGGUCUGCGUGCGUGCGAUGGCAUCAAUUCGUUCUUUAUUAGCCAAUCAAGUUGCGUGUCACCGACGACUAAUGAUCACAAGUCGUCUGACCCGGGCCAGCACACUCAUCAGCAGCAGCAGCAACUGGACGCGUACGGGACACUAAGCUACGAGAAUUACAGUGCGUCUUCCUCCCCGAAUGCGUCCCAGCUGUACGGGAGCUACGACACGACGGUCGGACAACCUUUGGGCCAAUCGUUGACUCAUACCUCCACCUCGCCCCACUCGACCGAUGGACGGAUGGUACCGACGACUCAGAUGGUUGGUGCUGCUCCCAUGUCUUCUUGUGACAUGUCCCCUCAGCAGCAGCAGCAGCAGCAUCAACAACAGUGUAAUAGCACGGUGGGUUCAAUGAGUGAGACAACGACAGCGGACAAUGGUUGCUGGUGGAAUAAUAGCUUCUUCCAGACAACUUUGGGAACAUCUGCGAGUGGUACGGAUGGAUGGAACCAGGCGUAUCACGAAAGCACAGUACCCGUCGGCAAUCAUAACCACCACCAGCAGCAGCAACAGUUAGACCAGCAAUACUACGGCCUAGAGCAGUGUGAAUAUCUCAGCUAGAUGGGGUAAACAACCCUCCUUUGUAGAUAGCGUUGGAAGAUGAUCUCUUAUGUUGUCGACUUUGUUACUCUACUUGCAUUUAGUGUGAGGCUCGAUAGGUGACCUGUCACUGCGUUAAUCAUUCCGUACUGAUCUAUUGAUCAUUUUGUGUUAGUCGUUAAGCAUUGUCGCAUUUCUGUUCAUAGACUAAGGGGAGCAAUCGGCUUCGAUGAAACGUAAAUCAAAGUACCAAGGUGGGAUGUCUUAGUAUAAUUUUAGUGUGUUUUUUUAUACAUAUAAUGCUAGAUCUAGCAGAAGGGACUUUUUGUAUCUCUCUAACAUGCUCUCCAAGGAGUCACACCUACCACACAUUCACCACCGGCCUCACAGUCUGAUAUUUUUUGUGGAACACUUUAGCCUCCGAAGACAAGGAUCAGGGCGAUCGGUGAAUGAACGCACCAGUGUUUCGAAGAAUGGCUGAUUAGUUUUGUAAGGGUUUGUUUUGUUGAAACAGUUCUAGUCACUGGAGUAUCCAUUAUAUUUGUGAAAAUAAAU